This is a messenger RNA of Morone saxatilis (striped sea-bass), 4648 nucleotides long. It is a transcript of the gene niban1a, whose product is annotated as niban apoptosis regulator 1a. NCBI's taxonomy places the organism in Eukaryota, Metazoa, Chordata, Actinopteri, Moronidae. The record is from RefSeq and is a predicted model, not a curated record.
AUGGAGAGCAUCGCCGCUGCAGGGCGGUACAACCUGUCGGCUCUGUGUCAGGUUCAGGUUGACGAACUGCAGCCGGGACCGAGUGAAAGGGAUCUGGUUGAUGCGGCGUUAGUGGCCUUGGAGACUUGGACAGAGACACAGUCUGAUUGGACGCUCAGCGACCUGAUUACAGCAGAGAUCACCUCGGGUCAGGCCGAGGCCGAGCUGAAGGCGUUCAGUCCAUACUACAGGAAGCAGUUCUCCGUGGCUCGUUUCUCUCAGGUGGAAGAUGAUCUGGAGCAGAACAAAGAGAAAAUCACACAGCUGCUCAAACAGCGAUUGUUAGUUGGCGAGGUGCUGUACGAGGAGGCCGUCCUUUACUUUGACCGACAACGGAAGUGGAGGGACCGGAUACAUGUGGGUUGAAAGCCAACCUACUGCCUGGAGUGCCACGGACAGCCUGGAACCUUCGUUAAAGGAGUUCCUCCCCGCCAGAAGCUGCUGCCUACAGGGGGCACUGUUCUCACCACGGAGGAGAAGUACAUGGCCAUGGUGGACAAAUGCUUCCCCGACGACACCAACGUGAAGGAGGACUUUGCGCCUCCUCUGUCGGGGAUGCCGGGACAGUUUCCUGUCUACCUGCGUCUGCCCUACAGGAGGGACUCCUACUUCUGCUUCAGACAGCAGGCCAAACAGGCUGCUUUCCUCUCCAUCCUGUCAGACUGCAUCCGGCACCAAAACCAAGACUUCCUGAAGAAGAAGACGUGUGAGGUGCAGGCCUUCCUCAAAGCCAUCCAGCUCUACAGGCAGGACAAAGGCAGAUACGAGGCCUGGGACAUGCUGAGAGGAAGUGACGUCAGGGUGAUGGCCAACCUGGUGAUGGAGCAGCUGCUGCCGUCUCUGGAGAAAGACAUGCUGCCUCGUCUCAAAGCCAAGAAGACGGAGAAAAAGAGAGUCUGGUUUGCUACGGUGGAGGCGGCGUACAUCCUGGUCCAGGAGCACCUCCUGGAGGGACUCUCCGCUCUGAAGGAGGACUGUCGAGUGUCGGUGCGGCAGCAGGAGGUGCUCAUCCACUCCGACAUGGACCAGAUCCUCAACUGCAGACGGCAGCUGGAGGAAAAAGUCCGAGCCAAAGUUUCAGAGCCAGCAGAGAAGCUGUGCUCCGAGUCGGUCCAGCCGUACCUGGGCUCGGUCCUGGAGGAGCUGAUGGAGCCGGUCAGCUCUGGUUUUCUGAAGGGACGGACGUUGAGUGACACUAUGAUGGACCAGGUGUGUCAGGACGUCCUGCUGCAAGAGAACAACGAGCAACUGAAAAAGGCUCUUGCUGACAUGGCGAGACCGGACCUGCUGAGCUGCUACCAGAACAUUGGCUCCCUGCAGGAGAAACGGCAGCACCUGCAGGAUCGGUUCGGUUUCUCAAACAUCUCAGGAGUGAUCCACAGCGCUCAGAUCGACCUGCAGCAGCUGAUGGAGAAUGCAGCUUACACGUUCGAGCAGCUGCUCCACAAAGCCAUCCAGGACAACCCUGACAAUGCCAGCUCCGCCAUCGAAAAGGCCAAACACAGAGUGCUGAAGCAAUAUGAUUACGACAGCAGCACGGUGAGGAAGAGGAUCUCCCGGGAGGCUCUCGUUUCCAUCACUCUGCCCUUUCUAAAGAAGAACCUGGCCCCCACCUGCAAGACCGAGCUUCAGGGUCUUGAUCAGUUCAUCUUCGCCGACCACUCCAACUUCAUCCACAUAGAGAACGUUUACGAGAGCAUCCUGCUGCAAACUCUGGACAAGGAGGUCACCAAAGUGGUGAAGGAGGCGGCGAGCCUGAAGAAGUACAACCUGUUCACAGACAGCAGAGACCUGCUCAGUCAGUCCAGCCGCUCCAGCCUCUCGUCCCCGUCCGUCUCCACGCCGAGCAGCCCCGCCAUGGCGCUCGCCUCUCCCCAGAAAGCCUCCCAGCCCCCAUCUCCUCUCGUGGUCAACGGUCCGUCGUCCACAGCCCAGAAGGAAGAGCAGCUGGAGGGAGUGAACGGCGUGCUGCAGGGCGAAGCCUCGACGGACGUGGUGGUAAUCGAGACGCCGCUGGGGGCGGUUGAACAGAAAGAGGCGGCUCAGAGCGUUGCUGUCAGUCAGGAGGCGGAGCUACCGGCAACCCCAGAAGAAGAGGUUUUCCAAACUGUGAAGGCGGCUUUACCAGAUACAACUAACCAGGAACAGGAAGUGAAUGUGGAAGCAGCGCCAGAGACGGUGAUCCAACAGGAAGCUCAGCCUCAGAUUCAGAGCACGGCCGCUCCAGAAGAAGCAGAAUCCCCCACUGAUGUAGAAAGUCUACAGACAGCAGCACAGAUAGAAGCUCCAGUACCAGGUCCUGAGUCUCCAAACGAACCAGUACCAGGUCCUGAGUCUUCAAAUGAACCAGUAAAUGAACCCGUAAACACUUCCGCAGAAGGUACUGGGUCCCAGACUGUAGCCAGCAGUGAAGUAGAGUCCCACUGUGGGAGCUCAGAAAUCAAGUUAGCGGCUCCCUCUGGUGGUCCAACACCAGCACUCACACCCCCAGAAGUCAGCCUGGACCUGGAGGCAGAGGAAGUAGAACCAGCUUCUGUCUCAGACCCUAAUUCUCUGGAUGUGUCAGUAGGAAGUGAGUCGGCGCCGUCGGACAUAGAGUCCAUAGAGGAAGUCAAAGUGACAGGGAACAGCGAGGACGAAGUCUCGACGACCUCUGACGUUCUGGAGGACGAGGCCAACCUCGUUAAAUCCCCCGUGAGCUCGGACGAACCCGCAGAGAACCAAACUGCGAGCGACGAGCCAUCUCCCGAGGUGCAGACGGAAGCUGAGAGCGUUGCCGUGUGUCGGGACAUCGAGGCGGGUGCGAGCGUGGAGGCGCAGGUGGCGGCGCAGGUGGCGGCGGAGGCUACGAGCCCUUCUGAGCCCGCCAAAGAGGAAACCCCGUCCAGCCCUGAAGUCCAACCCCUGGACUCCAUCAAGGAGAUCCGUGACCUGGUGGUGGAAGUGUUCGAGGUGGAGGAGCUGGUGCAACGUUACCCGAGUGGAAUUCCAAUAGAGGAAUGAAGCAUCGACGGUUUCUGUUGACGGAGCUUCGAUCUCUGGACGCUGCCUCAGAUUGAAGUUAAAAUAUGAACGGAAACAAACUUUCACAGAAGCUUCCACAAACUUUUUCACACACAUAUGCAUGAAAUUACGGGAAACUAUUUAUACAAAUCAUUUACACAAAUCAACAUAUUAACAGUGUAUAAAAAGCAUCAGGUCUCAUUUGUUCAGCGACUCUGACAGGAUUUUAUUUUUUAUUUCAGCACCAAAUUGUUUUAGAAAAUCUAGAUUUUGAACUAUUUUAUUAAGGUUGUGAAGAAAUGUCUUGGAAAUGUGAUCACGCUGCAGUAGAAUCUAUUUUCUUUCUUUCUGAGAGGAUGUUGUGCAAGGAUCUGGUUAGCCUAGCUUAGCAUAAAGACUGCAAGCAGAGGGAACCUGUAGCCUGGCACAAAUCAGUGGAAUAUUAUUACUGACAUAUAAACAUGCAAGCAGCAUGUUGUCACCUUACAGUUUCUUUAAAAUGCUCAAUCCAUUUAAUUCAUAUUCUAUAAACCCAUCAGAUGUAUUACACUCAGUAUUUCUCUCAGGAGAACAAACAGGAAGCAGCAGAAAGUGGAACAAUUUACUGAUUGUAAUUGAUCUAGUUUGAUGGAAAGACUUUUUAUCUUCAGACGGCGUUCCUUAAGUCCUCUCAAUCUGGGGCUCUGUGGUCUAAUGUUCUUGACAUAAAAAUGUUUGGGAACACGUGAACUAGUGACCUUACUGACAGAGCUACGCUAGCUGUUUCCCUCUGCUUCCAGUCUCUAUGCUAAGCUAGGCUAACCACCUCCCGACUCUGUACUUAAUGACUUGGAUUGAUAUCCAUCCGACUCUCAGUAUCCUGGCAACCUCUCAGUUGGUAGAAGCGUUGAGCGACACAGGUGGGAAACGGAUGACGGCCUGCUUACAGGCUGAAGUACUUGCAGAUAAACAGUUAAAAUAUGUUUCUGAAAACAUUUUAAAACGAGAAAUAGUCAACGCAGUAACAGAGGAUUUAUCCAAACUGCCUAAUUUGACAGUCUGGAGAGACGUUACUCUGUCAAUCAUCACAUAAAACCAGCCCCGUAUUGAAUAAACAGUUGAAUGGAAGGACGGUGAAGAUGAUGAUGAACUGUUAGUACAUGAGACUCCCUCCUCAGUCUUUAAAUCAGCGAGUUUUAGAUGGUUAACACAGAUAUUUUAAUAUAUUAGACCACAUGCAGAGGUCAGCUGGAUCCAUUCACACUAACCUAAACGGGGCGGGGCUUAGGAAGGAUCAAUUGAUUUCUCAUUAAUGUGACUUUUUUGGGACUUACUGAAGGAUUUUAACUGAAGUAGCCUAUGAAAGUGCCUUUAUCGUACCCCCGCAUCGCCUCUAUGUGCCUUAAAUCUCAUGGUGACAGAAACACGCCUCGGUUGCCGUAAAGACCGGUCCGAGUCCGAACACCUGUGCUGGAGCAUCACCUCCACCAAGUGCCUUUCACCUGCGUAGAACAUCUCAUACAGACACGGUUAGUCGGACAGUUUGACCAUAAACGGUCCAGCAGAUGAAUGUCGGUUAAUGGAAACAUUGUUUGCAAAUAUUAAUAAUAAAGAGUCUAUAAACAAA